Messenger RNA from Oppiella nova, 1605 nucleotides. NCBI's taxonomy places the organism in Eukaryota, Metazoa, Arthropoda, Arachnida, Sarcoptiformes, Oppiidae. The record is from the annotation of a GenBank genome assembly.
AUGGAUUUUGUUGCCAAUACUGACGAGCGGUUCAAUUGCUGCGAAAAGUUUAUGAAGUCGGCGCACAUCACCGACAUCGCCGACUACCAUCGCAUAUACAGCCUGUCCAUUCAGGAUCCCGACGCCUUUUGGCUCGGCAUCGCUGAGCAGUUUUAUUGGGAGAAUGGCAUCAAAAGUGAAAAAAUAUUUUCAUACAAUUUCGACGUCCAUAAGGACCCGAUUGACGUCCAGUUCAUGAAGGGCUCCAAAACCAACGCCUGCUAUAACCUGAUCGACAGGAUUAUCAAAUCAGGUUUGGGUGAACGGGUAGCCUAUAUCUGGAUCGGCAAUGAAUUGAAUGAACGAAAAACCAUAACAUAUAACGAGUUGAAGCGACGGAUCUGUAAAUUCGCAAAUGUCUUGAAAAAUCAGGGCAUAAAAGCCGGCGAUAGGGUCGCCAUAUACCUACCCGUGUCCAUUGAGCUGGUAGUGUCCAUGUUAGCCUGCGCUCGUAUAGGUGCCGUGCAUACUGUAGUGUUUGCCGGAUUUUCCUCACAAGCCUUAGCCGACAGAAUAAUUGACGCCAACUGUCGGCUAUUAGUGACGGCCGACGGCUCUGUCAGAGGAAAUAAAUUAAUUAAAUUGAAAGACAUUUCCGACGAAUCGGUGGUUAUUUGUAAGCAGAGAAACCACAACCUAUUGGCGUGUAUAGUGGUUAAGCACCUGUCCAUAGAUCUCAAUGACUAUAACAACAACCGGAGACACAAAUACAACCCAAAACACGACCCAACCCUCGACUUAUGGUGGGAUCAGCUCAUGUCUGACGCCAGUGACGACUGUCCCCCUGUAUGGCUGGACGCCGAGGACCCCCUAUUCAUACUCUACACGAGCGGAAGUACUGGAAAGCCUAAAGGGGUCGUACAUACCAUCGCCGGCUAUAUGCUGACCACAGCACUGGUAUUCAAGUAUGCCUUCAACUACAGGGAUGGGGACAUAUUUUUCUGUACGGCUGACUUGGGCUGGAUAACCGGCCACACGGCCAACGUGUACGGCUGUCUGGCUAACGGUGCCACAGCUGUUCUGUUUGACGGCAUACCUACCCAUCCCAAUGCCGACCGAUUCUGGCGUAUAAUCGAUGAGAACAAAGUGAACUCCUUUUAUACGGCGCCGACAGCUGUGAGGACUCUCAUGAAGUUUGGCGACGACUGUGUCACCAAAUACCCGAUGCCUGACCUCAGUCUCAUCGCACUGGUAGGCGAGCCCAUCAAUCGGGAGGCCUGGCUAUGGCUGUACCACGUGGUGGGCGCCGGGAAGUGCGCUAUUGUCGACACGUAUUUCCAAACGGAAACCGGUGCGCCUAUGAUAUUCCCGAUACCUGGCUGUAUACCUAUGAAGCCCGGGUCAGCUACCCUUCCCUUCUUCGGCAUAUUGCCCGUCAUUCUCAACGAAGACGGCAAAGAGCUCAGUGGCGCCAACACUGGAUACUUGGCUUUUAAGAACGCCUGGCCAUCGAUCGCCCGCACCAUUGAUGGCAAUCACGAGCGCUUCGAAACCACUUACUUCCGAAAGUUUCCCAAAUACUACUUCACCGGCGAUGGCGCUGUGCGGGACAAAGACGGCUACUAU